AUGGCUGUAGUGGAGAGGGGCGAGUUGGGGGAGCCUGACGGUCAUUAUCUUCAGUAUUCUUGGAAUUUCUUUGUCUUCAAUUACUCUCUUGGCCUCGAAUGGGAACAGCGGAUGCAGAAGGUCACCACCUUCAAUACGGUGGAGAGGUUCUGGAGCAUGAUGCUGCAUACUCUGCCACCGUCGGAUAUUGCAAAUGGCACAGAUUUAUAUGUUUUCAAAGAUGGCAUCCAACCCAUGUGGGAGGACCCGAAAAAUGAGAAUGGCGGUCGGUGGCUAAUUAAUGUGCCUAGCCUUAACGAAGUCAAUCGGUAUUGGGAGGAACUUCUGAUGCUGAUCGUUGGCAACGCUUGGGAGACGGAGGAGGAAUCCGAGGAGAUUUGUGGUGCAGUUUUUCAGCCACGCACUCGGGGUGUUAGGCUCAGUCUCUGGACAUCGAACUGGCAAAAUAAGGAGAGUAUUAUGCGGAUCGGUCGUCGGAUAAAGGAGGUUCUUGAGUAUCCAGAUCGCCUUUUUUACCAGACCGUAGAAGAACAGAAGAAUCUCCCCAAAGGUCAAGACGUUGCUGGUGGCAUAUAUUCUCUGUAA
Messenger RNA from Echinococcus granulosus, 585 nucleotides. RefSeq names its product Eukaryotic translation initiation factor 4E. The record is from RefSeq and is a predicted model, not a curated record. Gene Ontology annotation, biological process: translational initiation. Gene Ontology annotation, cellular component: cytoplasm; eukaryotic translation initiation factor 4F complex. Lineage: Eukaryota; Metazoa; Platyhelminthes; Cestoda; Cyclophyllidea; Taeniidae. The transcript has 3 exons. The coding region runs from base 1 to 585 and encodes 194 amino acids. Gene Ontology annotation, molecular function: RNA 7-methylguanosine cap binding; translation initiation factor activity.